ACUUAAAUGUCGCAUCAAGUCGGCUGCUGUUUCUUUUCCAGUGCGUACGUUGCUGUAUAAACACGUGGUUACGGUCGCAAUUAUCAAGUUUAAGACAAAAUACUCAGCAAAUUAAAAUGCCACUGGCCAGAGACUUUCUUCAUCCUAGUCCGAUAGAGGAGAAGAGAAAGCAUAAACUGAAGAGGCUUGUGCAAAAACCAAAUAGCUAUUUUAUGGAUGUAAAAUGCCCUGGUUGCUAUGCCAUCAAAACUAUUUUCUCACAUGCCCAGAGACCAGUGGAAUGUGAUGGAUGCAGAACGAUACUUUGCACACCGACAGGUGGCAAAGCAAGGUUAACGGAAGGUUGCUCUUUUAGAAGAAAGGUGCAAUGUUAAUUUUGCUCGUUGUAUCCCACACUUUAUAAAUAAAAACUAUUAUAUCAUA
Molecule: messenger RNA, 423 nt
Organism: Odontomachus brunneus
Lineage: Eukaryota; Metazoa; Arthropoda; Insecta; Hymenoptera; Formicidae
Gene: RpS27
Product: 40S ribosomal protein S27-like
Exons: 2
Coding region: 117-374 (85 amino acids)
Biological process (GO): ribosomal small subunit assembly; translation
Cellular component (GO): cytosolic small ribosomal subunit; ribosome
Molecular function (GO): RNA binding; structural constituent of ribosome
Source: RefSeq, a predicted model, not a curated record